ACACGUAAACGUGGGGAGGUCAAUCAGAGCGAAUCCUCCCCUUUCUGCAAGUCGCAGUGUUAGACUGGAAUUAACAGGCUACUUUCCAGAUACGAACACUUUGAUGAAGUAGUGUCCUGCUUCGGAAUGUGGAGACGCUAAGCUUGUGCUCCGACAUCCACCUUUAUCACCGGAAAGCUGUUAGCUUCGUUAGCUAACAAGAGCUAGCUCAGUUAGCUGCUACCUACUCUCGUUUUCUUGUACGCAGCUGACCUCGAACAUAAGACAGACGGACAGUGUCGCUGUUUGUCAUUUCGGGGAGGCUUACCCCGUGGCUUGACAUCCCUUCUUUGCUGUGUGGCUUUCCGCGGACGGUUCUCGAAUAUGAUACACAAUGAGUCAAAGAGAUACUUUAGUUCAUCUGUUUGCUGGGGGAUGUGGGGGCACUGUAGGAGCCAUAUUGACGUGUCCACUAGAAGUGGUGAAGACUCGUCUGCAGUCUUCCUCCAUCACCCUCUAUAUGUCUGAGGUCCAACUAAGUACCGUCAGUGGGCCCAGCGUGACCCGUGUGUCUCCACCAGGCCCCCUGCACUGUCUAAAACUGAUUUUGGAAAAAGAGGGACCUCGAUCUCUCUUCAGAGGCUUGGGGCCAAACUUAGUGGGCGUGGCACCUUCCAGAGCAAUCUACUUUGCUGCUUACUCCACCGCCAAAGAGAAGCUGAAUGCUGUGUUGGAACCGGACUCCAUGCAAGUGCACAUGCUGUCGGCUGCAAUGGCAGGUUUUACAGCCAUCACUGCAACAAAUCCAAUAUGGCUCAUAAAAACGCGCUUACAGUUGGAUGCAAGGAAUCGAGGGGAGCGGAGGAUGAGUGCGUUGGAGUGCAUUCGUCGGGUGUAUAAAGCAGACGGCUUUCGUGGAUUCUACAGGGGAAUGUCUGCAUCCUACGCCGGCAUCUCAGAGACUGUGAUCCACUUUGUUAUCUAUGAAAACAUUAAGCGGCGCCUCUUGGAGGCCAAAACGCCGCAGAACAUGGAUGAAGAAGAAGAGGCAUCAAAAGAUGCUUCGGACUUUGUCGGGAUGAUGCUUGCUGCAGCUACAUCCAAGACUUGUGCCACAACUAUUGCUUAUCCCCAUGAGGUAAUCCGCACCAGGCUACGAGAAGAGGGCACCAAGUAUCGUUCCUUCUUCCAGACUCUAACCACAGUACCCAGAGAGGAGGGCUACCGCGCCCUGUAUCGCGGCCUCACCACCCACCUGGUACGCCAGAUCCCUAACACCGCCAUCAUGAUGAGCACCUAUGAGCUGGUUGUCUACCUCCUGAACGGUUAAAACCUCCCUACCCCACAGAGAGUUGGUGCAACCCUAGCCCUGAUCAGAGAAGGAAAGGAGAAAACAGCAGCACCUGCACACUAGUUAGCACUGCUAACAAUCUGCUUGAUGGCAAUGGUUAGAGAAAGCACCUCGGUCUUUGUCUCAAAAGCAAGGCCUUGGAUUUUGUUUUGCAACCAAAGGAAAAGGCACUAGGAUACUCGCAUUCACUCUGGAAGUCAUUGUUUUGAUUUCUGUUCUGCCCCUUGUUCAGGUUCAGAGUUCUGAAGUAGGAACCCGACAAGUUGUUGGCAGCUCCUGAAUAGAUGUGAAAAAAUAGCCUUAAAAUGCAUGUUUUAUUGCAGCAACAAAAUCUCACUGAAAAUGUGAACAAUUUCAACCCAUCAUUUGAGUGCUUUUAUUGAUCUACAUUCAUAAUUAAUUUGAAUAAAAUCACUGGUGGCCCAAUUAUUGCCAUUGCUGUUGAUAGCAAUUCAUCCAAAUGUCUGUUUUGACAGUAGGUGAGCAUUUGGAGGUUAAAUGUUGGAGCAUACAAACCGAAAGAUGUUGGACCAUUCCUGUUUUAUUGAAAAUUGUCUAAAACCCUGUCCUCCUUUCAACAUUUUCUAUUGGGGUUACUUUUGAGGACAGGGAUGACAUGGGAAAAUAUUUUUGUGUAAAUUUGGUCAUCUGGGGGUGUGAUGUAGUGGGAUAGGGGAUAGCGUGAUCCACAUUUGGAGGCAUUAAGUCCUCGAUGCAGCUGUCGCGGGUUUGAUUCCCGGACCCGACUAUAUUUGCCGCAUGUCUUCCCCCCUCUCCUAAUCCACUUCCUGUCAGACUUCUUUCAUAUAAAGGACACCAGAGCCCCCCCCCCAAAAAAAAAAAAUUGGCCAUAUGUUUUUGACCAUUAUUUUUCUCAAUGUUGUCAGCUUCUGAUACAAUAGACUGGAUAUUUCCAGUUCCUUUGGAGAAGUGAAUCCUCAUCACCUCAUCAGAUUCUCUUGUGUACUUAACAUUAAAGUGGUCUCCUUCCUAUCAAUCUGUUCUUUUAUGAUACACAAAUCUAACUCAGUCCAAACCAGAGAGUUCAAGUUCAGCAAACUCCCCAUGUUUACAUUUGUGAUAGUAUGACAUAAAUGGUUUUUUUCUUACAUUGGCCCAAACAAAUAGAGAUCAGAUCUAAUGGCUGUUAAUUGUGAUUUGUUGACUUCCAAUAUCCAGUCUUCAGAGAUAUUCUUAACGUCCUGCUCACUGUGUGGUAUAGAAAAGCCAAGUGUGGCUCUUCGACCAGCCUAUCUGCCAGGAGAGGCUGGCAGCUAGGCUUACCAUAUCAGUAAAACAAGUGAUUGCCUUACUGUUACUUAUGUUAGUAGUGGAGUACCACAAGGUUCAGUGCUCGGACAAUUAUUUUUACUAUGGCACAGGAUAAUUUUCUUCUGUAAUGAGGUUGAUAUUCGGCUAAAUUUAUCCCAGGACAAUCUUGUGAAGGAGAUUUUGUUUCAAUUAAGGUUAAAUAAAAAUAAAAUAAAUCCCUCAGCUUUUAGUCACUAAAACAUACACCAGAUGUUGGCAUCUGGGGCAGUAAAAGGCUUUUCAACUCACCAGAUGUUUCACUGGCAUCCAGAGUGAGAAUCCAACAUGCCUGAACCAUAAUAUCCUAUCAAAUAGAAAGUAGAAGAAUCCUUUCCAAUUUUGAUAUUGGAAAUAGUAAAACUGUAUUGUGCAGCUCAGUUGUUGUGCCAUCCGUGAUUUUGUUCAGUCAUUCCUUUGUGUGAUUGUUUUUAAUUUUAUUUUUUUGUCACUUGAAUAAAUUACAAGUUUAUUUUUCAUAGCAAGAUUAUGUUGCUGCAGUAAAAUGAUUUUACUCAUAUUUCUCACACCUCUUUACCAGGCAAGCCAUCCAAUUGACCUACAGCCUUUAAAUCGGUUCAAACUGCAUAAAAUGGAGUGAAAAAUUGUUCAAAACUUGUUUCCUCACAGCGAUUAAAGUAGCACACAGUACUCCCUGCAUCCUUCAGAAUCAAAAGUGAGGUGGAAUGACGAGAAAGAAAGAUUGCCUGAGGUGCAAAGGAGGGAAAAGAUGACGUGCCUUGUGUGAAAACAACCCGCAGACAGAGAUGCACAGCAGACGAGUCGCACAAUACUGGAGUUUCUAUCAGAACGGAGACGUUUACAGAGUUCAUACAGUUUAAAAUCAGCCGGCGCUUGGCAGUGAACUCUGUAGACGCGACUGACUGCUGAGCCAGUGGGUUUUAAAUGAAAAGUCAUCCAGCUACAGCAGAACUGAGUCCAGUUCUCAAACUAACUGAAUGUACAUAAAGAAGAGCCAAGAAAGGAUAUAAAACUCACCCAUGUUGUGAAUUAAAAAGUUAAUAUAAUUAACAAAUUCUGACAAAAUUUGUGAUUUUUUUUUUUUUUAGAAAAAUAUAUAUUGCCCCUAAAAUGUGAUUGUGUUGCGGUUUUGAGCCUGUUGUGGAAAAUAUUUAGUGCAUUUUAUCUAGGGGAGAGUAGACUUAUCUCAUUACUAGUUACAGUUAUCUACAGAGCAGGUAUUGUUCAAAUUGCACUUUUCCAUAACUUUCUCCAGAAAUCUUUUUUUUUUUCCUCAACUUUGUGGUGGAGACAGGCUUGUUUUACAGGUGAGGACAAUCCUCUUAUGUUUACACCAGGACACCCAUAGUGUUUAGUCAGCAAAGUGGAAGAAGUGGACAAUAAAAUGCUCGUCAUAAACUCACAUUCAUUAAACUUUCACAUCUCUGUGUAUGUUUUACUAUUUAUGUGUGAAGCAUUUCACUCUUAUUUUUGUUGUUUUCUGUGCAUAAAUGUUGCUGGCAGAGAUCAAAUUUAACUUCGUCAGAAGUCAGAUUUCUGAUCUGACUUCAUUUGUAAUAAUCCACCCCAAAGCGAACACCUGAGCGCAGCCUUGAAUUUGGUCACUCAUCUGUUGAAAUGUCAUAUUUUUCUGAGACUUGUGAGGAAUCAUUUUAAUACUAUUUCCUUUAAAAAAAAAAAACAAAAAAAAAAAGUUUAUGUUGUACAAGUUAACUAAUUAAAACAAAAAAGAAACGUUUGAAGGAAAUCCCUGCUAUGGCCUAGUUGCAGUAGUGUGCACAUCAUUGCUAAAGCCUCCUUUAGAUCAGUUUCUGCAUUUAGUUUUCUUUGGAGUUUGUCGAAAACCCACUCUUGUCUUCAGGUGACGGGUGCGGUUCUGUUUUCUGGACAGAGGUUUAGUAUGUUUCCAAACUUUGUCCUCAUCUUUCUAGCAGUCACCUAAAGGUUUUACAUCUGCACUUGCUUUUUGAAAUUUUCACAACUUCUCCCACCUUAACACAAACUUUUGUUGCAUUUGAAGAUGAGCUGCUUCUCACCAUGAUGCUCCCACCACCAUGUUGGGGUGUAAAUACGAUGUUCUCUCGCUCACGUGCCGCAUUUCUUCAAGAAUUAGGCUCCACUGGAUAAUAACACGUUGCCCCACAAGGUUUUAGGAGAUACUAGGUAGGUCUGGGUGCAUUUUUUUUUAGGACAAAGUACUUCUGUCUUGCAGAGAAAUAUAACAUGUAGAACACAACCAGUUGGUACUUCCUGCAACUCUUUUACCAUCACUUCAGCCUCUCUAGAUUUUUUUCAACCUCCCUAUUGUACUUUAUUUUUCUUGGUAAUCGGAACUGUCUCCCCCCACUGUUUCUCAUAUAAUGCCAUAGAACUAAUUGUAUGUGCUUCUCCUGACUGAUACACUUAUACUCUGAGAUUAUUUGUAAUGUCUGUGCAAGAGAAGCAAAUGUCAGUAAAAAUCUGCUGAUAGAGCUGAAUUUUAUUUCAGGUCCUUCAGAUAGAAUGGAUGUCAGAUGUGACCUGAAAAAGACUAAAUGUUGGAACUGGAACUGAAAUGUUGCAAACAGAUUUGCAAAAGGGUUACUGCUGAUUUGUACUCUCAUUUCUGCCCCUGAUUGUUUCCAGGUGAAUAGUGUAAAGUCAAGAUAUGUGGAAAACAUUUUUAAAAUGAUUUCUCAGUCUCAAUUUGUUGACAUAGAAAUACCUGGCUUUUUACAUAGUAGUUCUGAGAGAUUCUCUAUGCUCCAGUCUCUGGUUUCCAGCUUCAGAACUGACCCUUGUUAUGACCCCACCCUUUUUUGUUCAUUUUUAUGAUGAAAACAGCAGGGGGAAGCCCUCUGUGUUCCCACAGUGUAGGACCAUCAGUUAAUGAUUCCAGUUCCCAGACCCCAGUUGCUGCUGGUCGUCAACAUGUAUCUAUGGGACCCCCAGCCCUAACCAGAAAUGAUCCUUCCAUGCAAAUAUGAAGUAACAUCUCAAGAUCUUGACACUUAGUAAUUUAUUGUUUUUUUCUUUUUCCUAUAUUUCAAGCUGUUCUAUCAGGUAUCUGUUGCCAACUUGUCAUGUGGAUAUCACUGAAGAGUUGUAGUGGGUUGAACAGACCCCUUAAGUGUUCAUAAGUAGACAUUUCCUCCCUUGUGUCAUUGUCUUUCAGAAGGAUUUUUUCAGCCCUCCUACUUGCCUUUGUGUGUCAGUGAGUUUGCCUCUGUCUGUAUUUCUACAUGAGUUACAUAACAGUUCUCAUUGGCUUGUAUUUUGUAUGGAAGAGACCAUAUAGAAGUGUGUGUUGAAAACCUGAAGACAGUGUUUUGUUGUUUUUGUUGUUUUUUUUAAUAAUUUGCUCUCACCCUUUAGUGUUUUUUCCAUGUCAAAGAUGAGCCUGCUGAGGCUCACUCUAUGCAUUCUGAUUUUACCUGUUUUUGUAAGAGAAAAUGUCAAUAAAAUGAAAGAAGUGUA
This is a messenger RNA of Poeciliopsis prolifica (blackstripe livebearer), 6076 nucleotides long. RefSeq names its product solute carrier family 25 member 36-A-like. Gene Ontology annotation, molecular function: pyrimidine nucleotide transmembrane transporter activity. Lineage: Eukaryota; Metazoa; Chordata; Actinopteri; Cyprinodontiformes; Poeciliidae. The transcript is spliced from 7 exons. Gene Ontology annotation, biological process: pyrimidine nucleotide import into mitochondrion. Gene Ontology annotation, cellular component: mitochondrion. The record is from RefSeq and is a predicted model, not a curated record. The coding region runs from base 374 to 1309 and encodes 311 amino acids.